This is a messenger RNA of Brenthis ino (lesser marbled fritillary), 198 nucleotides long. The record is from the annotation of a GenBank genome assembly. NCBI's taxonomy places the organism in Eukaryota, Metazoa, Arthropoda, Insecta, Lepidoptera, Nymphalidae.
AUGCGCCUGCGCAUAAAAACGACGUGCAACUCGGAACCGGCGCAAUCGCACGCACGACGCCGCGCAGACAGCCGUCAGAAUGCGAGUAAUACUAUGCACGUUGGCCGUCCUGGCUGCAUUUGUAUCAGUAAAAUCGGACAGCAAAGCGCGUAUAGUAUGCUACUUCAGCAAUUGGGCGGUGUACCGGCCGGGCAUCGG